Lachancea dasiensis is the source of this 399-nucleotide messenger RNA. NCBI's taxonomy places the organism in Eukaryota, Fungi, Ascomycota, Saccharomycetes, Saccharomycetales, Saccharomycetaceae. The record is from the annotation of a GenBank genome assembly.
AUGUCCGCCAAAGCCGAAAAGAAGCCAGCCUCUAAAGCUCCAGCUGAGAAGAAACCAGCUGCCAAGAAGACCGCUUCUUCUAUGGACGCCAGCAAGAAAAGAGUCAAAGUUAGAAAGGAAACAUACUCCUCUUACAUUUACAAAGUCUUGAAGCAAACUCACCCUGACACCGGUAUUUCUCAAAAGUCGAUGUCGAUUUUGAAUUCUUUUGUUAACGACAUCUUCGAGAGAAUUGCUUCUGAAGCUUCUAAACUUGCUGCUUACAACAAGAAGUCGACUAUCUCUGCGAGAGAAAUCCAAACUGCGGUCAGAUUGAUUUUGCCCGGUGAAUUGGCAAAGCACGCUGUGUCGGAAGGAACCAGAGCUGUCACUAAGUACUCCUCCUCGACUCAAGCUUAA